AUGAACGCUGGAGACCAUAUUUCCGAUAUUACUAGCCUCAAAAAUGAUGUGAUUAAGUCCAAGAAUGUGGACCCUCCUGAGCAAUUUCAAGUUUUAUCUAAAACGUUUCCUCUAAUAUUCCAAGCUGUUAAGGCCACUAAUGUGUCCAAUUUGUACAGAACGAAUGCUUGCGAUGCAUUAUCGAUAUGGUUUGCUCGUUCUCAACAGCUCGUUAGCAAAAACCCUUUAUUCAAAGAUGAGUUCAUGAACUUUUUCCCUGAAGAAAGUGCAGACUUUACUUUCCAUUAUGUAAUUGAUUUCUGGAAUGAUUCAGGUGCAGCAUUGGGCAAUGCAUUGAAGGAAAUGUUUACCAAAAUGGUUGGUUAUCUGACCUCGAUUUUUCAUGAGGAUGAAAGUGAAUUGAUAUUCAAGCGCUGGUUGUCCGAAGCUUUAGAUCUUCCCUACACUAUGAGAGCACUUUAUUUCAUGGUUGAACAUUUACAUAAACGUGUCAGACAAGUAGAUUAUAUCUUUCAGGUCAAACCAAAUUUCAUCGUCAACUGUUUAGAGAACAUUUGGUCCAAAGCCUUGUCUAGUAUCAUUGGUAAGGCCGUUUUUCUUGUUUUAAGGUACUGCUAUUCAAAGGAUUCAGAGUCAGAAUGGUUAUCUCUAUGGGAAGACCAUUUAAUCGAGCUUUUGGAGCAUGAAGAUCUUAGAAAGGGUAUAGAAAGUUAUCUUUUACCAAAUUUAUUUCAAUUGUCCAAGCCAGCUACCAUACAUUUUUUGAAACGUGUUAUAUCCAAAAACAAUACUCCAGUUUUGAUAUCUGCCUUAAAGGUUGCAAAAGAUUCUGCAAUUGUCUCUGAGCCAUUUUUAGAAAUUGAUCUCAAAACCAAUAAACCAUUACUUGAUAUAAAAGAGCUCUCUGUGUUACUUGAACUUACCUCUGCUUCUUAUCGUGUUGGUGCCUUUCACUUGCUUGUUUCAUCUCCCAAAAAUUCAAUGCCUAUUCCUCGUGUUGUUUACCAGACCAUAAUGGACUCUUUGGACAUGGUGUUUACGGACAGUGAUUUAGAGACUAGGAACGAAAUUUCGGCGUACUUGAAGAAAUUUAUAACCAGAAUCAAAGAGUCGACAUAUGCAGCUAAAAGAGAUGCAACUAGCCUGACAAAGAAAAAUUAUUCGAAAUUUGAAGAUGAAAUCAAAGAGAAACUAAAUAAUGUAGAACAAGCACAAUUAUUCCUUAAACUCUUUCUAACAUUUAUUGAAAACAAUUUAAGACCAGGCGCAUCUUAUUUGCAGAAGGAAAUGGGUUGCCGUCUUUUGUUGGCUUUGAUUAGAAGCGGUCUCGAUUCAAGAGUGGAUCCUUUAUCUUUAGAUAAAUCUAGAAAUGUAAAUUUUGCUUUUAGCAUUGAGAUAUACAAUCCUACAUUAGUUCGGCUUGUAAUAGAUAACAUAUUGGACGAUUAUGAUGAUAUUAGACAGUAUUCCAUGGAAAUUAUUACAAUUGCACCAUUCAAGUUGGAUCAAGUUGUUGACAUGAAACUUCUGGAAUCAAGAGCCAUACAAAUGUUGGCGGAUAUACGGGGGAAAAAUGUUGAUUCUGGUGCUAGAUUUUUUAGAUUUGCGUUUGAAUACUAUCAAAGGAGUCAGGAUUUGGAGAAAUGCAGUGAAAUUGUGAGACUAUUGCUGCAUCGGAUAGAGUUCUCGCUUUUAAGGGCAAAAGACCAGCUGGCAGAUGCAUGCAUUCACAAUAGUAUUCAAGGUUACUUUGCUACUUUUAAAUUUAUCUUUGAGAUAAUGAACUUAAAUUUUUGUGAGAGUAUCCUAAAGAAUUACAAUAUUGUUGAAAGACUUCUCAACGCAACUACUGAAAUUUGGUAUAUUGUGAAAGUCAUUCUGCAACACGAUUCACCAGAAGGUAUGCUUCUGGACAACUUUGAGGAAUCAUACACCAAAGAGAUGGAAAAUACCUAUGGUAAGGGAACACAGGUAUUAUUAAGUUACUCUUGGAGGGCUAUCAAGGAAUCUACGAAUAUGAUUGAUAUUCUCCUUAAACUGAAGACAUCGCCACUAAAAAACAAUCAAAUUAUAGUGCUUGGUGCAUUGCUACGUGAACAACUGGCCACAAUACGACACAGAGGUGCUUUUUCGUCGGUUUAUCCAACAUUCGUCUCUUGCUGUUCUCUAUGUAUGAGAAGAAAGAUGUCGCAAAUUCCAGAACAAUGGCUGAGGGAAAACUUGGAAUUGAUACAGCAAAGAUCCAAAUAUAUCACAAGAAGGUCUGCAGGUAUCCCAUUUUUAAUAACAGCAAUCUUAAGCAGUAAUAAAGGUUUAAUUGCCUCCACAUUUCAAAAGUUACUGGACAUUGCAAACCUACCAAUAGAAGAAGAAGAUGCGGUGGUUGAAAAUAUCAAUCUUCCGCAAGUUAAUGCAUUCAACUGCAUCAAAGUGAUUUUUACAGAUGCGACGUUAUCUGAAGACUCAAUAGGUUACGUGGACCAAGCUUUUGUUUUGACUCUAAAUUCAUUUGCAUCACCAUUUUGGGCUAUUAGAAAUUGUGCCGUUAUGCUAUUUAGUGCUUUGCAAAAUAGACUGUUCAGUAGUAAAAAAGUCAAAGCGAACUAUUUAUCAAGUUACCCAGCUAGACUCUUCUUUGAGAAAUUUACCUCUAUACAUGACAUUUUUCUAAAAACCUUGAAAGAAUCUGUUGAUAGUGGCCUGAGAAAACAGAAGGAAAUCGAGAAGAUCUUCCCAAUUUUAACUGUAAUGAGUAGGUUAGAACCAACGCCUGGCUAUAAAGGUCUAGAUGAUUUUUAUCCUUUGAUCAUUGAGAUAUUGAAGAAUAACACAUGGAAAGUCAGAGAAAUGGCUGCUAGGAGUCUACCUUCUUUAAUUUUUGAUAGUGAGCAUUUUUUCGCUACUAUUGAAAUCCUACUCAGUGAGAUAUUCCCAGGUAAUAAUGAUUUCAAUAAAAUGCAUGGUUGCCUGUUAGCUGUCAAAGAAACAAUUCUGAAAUUUGAAACUCUAUCAACUGAAGAAUCUAACAAAACGUACAAAAAACUACUUGUUGAGAAUAAUUCGACCAGGCAAAAAAUAUUGUCAAAGGUUAACAUUGUUUUGGGAGACCACAAAUGUUACCCAAUUAAGCUUGCUUAUUUUCAAAUUCUCACGGUGUUAGAUGUCAAUACAUCACAAGAUCAUCAACUCCAGGAAAUACUACUGGAAUGGUUUGAAGUGAAUAGUAAAGUCAGGAGCUAUGAUGGUGCCAAACAUUUGACUUUAAAAGAAUUGACACACAUUUUGUUUCCAUUGUUAGAUGAUGAAGCAAAAAGUUUUAUCGACACAUUCUUAUUAUCACCAUAUUAUGAAAUCCAACUAAGUUGUAUUGAAUACUACAACAAUAGAGUAAAAAAAUUGAGCAACACUACUAAAGCACAUUUGGCAAAAACGAUUUGGAAAUUAAUUGAAGCCGAAGAUGUGUGGAUUUUUGUUAAAUCACAAGCACUGAAAUUGCUUAAAAGUGUGGAGGUAUCAACUUCUGGCUUCGUUGAUUCGAUUGGAAAUGUCAGACUACACACUAGUAAAUUGAUGAAUCUUUUAUCUGGGGAAUCCAAUGAAGAGAUUAAGCUCAGCAUUAUAGAAGCGUUAGGUCCAUAUGUUGCUAAACAACUUUUAUUUGAUAAGGGUGAUCUUGAAAAUGUAAAGAAAUGGCUCAAGAAAGUUGAAUUGAUGAUUUCUGAUGACUUAGAAUAUGUUGUUCGUAUGGCAGCGUUGAAAUCAUUGACUGCAUUCCAUCAAACCUACUCUAGCGAAGGAGAAAACGCCAAGAUUAAAUUUGAGGUUGAAGGAUUGCUAUUCAGUUUUCUGACUGAUGACGAUGAAAAAAUAACACAAAUUGCCGCCGACCAUUUGGUUCAAUAUGUAUUAAAGAUACCAGGUAAACAAAGCAUUUUACCUGUAGUUGUUGAAAAAUUAAUGAUUGAGUAUUUCUCUCAUGUUAAGGAUGCUAAGCUGCUGUCAACAAUAGUAGAUCCUCGAUAUUUUAGGUUUUAUGACAUUGACACUAAACUCGAUGAUAUUUUAAAGUCUGAUUCAUUGUUAUUCUCGGUCGAAAAGAACAACCUCGAGAGAAAUCCAGUCAACAAGGUUAAUGAAUUGGUGACAUUGUUUGAUAACCUACACUUUGCAAGUGUUGACUUUUCAUUGCUGAAAAAAACUUUACUGAGGAACCUAAGUGAUAUUUAUGAAUAUCUAUCACAGCAAGAUUUGAAGGAUGGAUGUUUCGGUGUUUUGAGUAACGAUAAGGUGUUUGACUUUAUUUCAUGCCAACUAUUACUUUUAAGAUCUUUGAAACAGCACAAUCUGAUUGAUUAUAACGCGUCAAAGAUAGCUAAACUUUUAUUAUUAAAUGAUAAACAGUUCCAUCCAUUAAUCUCGAAGAUAUUGUAG
Messenger RNA from Pichia kudriavzevii, 4431 nucleotides. RefSeq lists its product as uncharacterized. The transcript has a single exon. Gene Ontology annotation, cellular component: cytosol. Bases 1 to 4431 code for a protein of 1476 amino acids. Lineage: Eukaryota; Fungi; Ascomycota; Pichiomycetes; Pichiales; Pichiaceae. Gene Ontology annotation, biological process: tRNA methylation. The record is from RefSeq and is a predicted model, not a curated record.